AAAACGACGCCGUUGUGUCUUAGAACCCUAGGUCUAAAAGCCGCUUAGCUCUCAUCUUUAUUCCCUUCAGUCUGUAGUUGGAGCCUUCUGCCGCUAGCUUCGUCCGAGUAUUUUCACCCUCGGUUUCAUCUCUCUCUCGCAUUGAUUCGAACCAAUGGCUCCGAAGAAGGAUAAGGCUCCUCCCCCAUCCUCCAAGCCCGCCAAGUCCGGCGGUGGCAAGCAGAAGAAGAAGAAGUGGAGCAAGGGAAAGCAAAAGGAGAAGGUUAACAACAUGGUGUUGUUCGACCAGGCUACCUACGACAAGCUUCUUUCCGAGGCUCCAAAAUACAAGCUCAUCACCCCCUCUAUCCUUUCCGAUCGUUUGAGGAUUAAUGGAUCACUAGCAAGGAAGGCUAUUAAGGAUUUGAUGGCCAGAGGUUUGAUCAGGAUGGUGUCUGCUCAUGCAAGCCAGCAGAUUUACACUAGAGCAACAAACACCUAAGAUUCCUUAUUUGUCCCAACAUAUUUAGUUAAGUGUUUGCCGAGUUUGAAUGUUAUUAUACUUUUAUGUUGAGUUGUUUCAUGUUAGAACGAGUAUUGAAGGUUACUAUUGGACUAAUUUGAAUUGUUGUUUCUUGAGCUCUUAAUGACUUAAUUUCAGUAGAGAAAGUUUUGUGAUAAA
Molecule: messenger RNA, 661 nt
Organism: Humulus lupulus (European hop)
Lineage: Eukaryota; Viridiplantae; Streptophyta; Magnoliopsida; Rosales; Cannabaceae
Product: small ribosomal subunit protein eS25
Exons: 4
Coding region: 155-481 (108 amino acids)
Cellular component (GO): cytosolic small ribosomal subunit
Molecular function (GO): structural constituent of ribosome
Source: RefSeq, a predicted model, not a curated record